Messenger RNA from Gavia stellata (red-throated loon), 3070 nucleotides. RefSeq names its product SAS-6 centriolar assembly protein (gene SASS6). Bases 34 to 1950 code for a protein of 638 amino acids. Gene Ontology annotation, cellular component: centriole; centrosome. Gene Ontology annotation, biological process: centriole replication. The transcript is spliced from 17 exons. NCBI's taxonomy places the organism in Eukaryota, Metazoa, Chordata, Aves, Gaviiformes, Gaviidae. The record is from RefSeq and is a predicted model, not a curated record.
CGCGGGAGCCCGGCGCCAAACUCGAAGCGCAAGAUGGCGGCGGAGAGUAUCUUCAACCGGCCGGUGUGUGUGCAAGUGAGGUGCCAGGGCUGCGAGGAGAGGAGAUUAAAUGUUCGAGUCAAUAUUGACCUACUGUCAAUUUCUAAUCCUGUUCAUAAAAAGGAUUUAGCUGUUCGAUUGACUGAUGAUACUGACCCUUUUUUCCUUUAUAACCUUGUCAUAUCUGAGGAAGAUUUUCAAAGUUUAAAAUCCCAGCAAGGUCUUUUGGUAGACUUCUCUGCUUUCCCACAAAAAUUUAUAGAUCUGCUUCAGCAGUGCAUUCAGGAACAGAACAAAGAUAUCCCAAGGUUUUUGCUGCAGUUAGUUUCUUCAGCGUCUGUUCUAGAUCACACACCUGUCUUUUUAAAUGUAGUGGAGACCAACCCUUUUAAACAUCUUACCCAUCUCUCUCUGAAAUUCAUACCAGGAAAUGACACAGCAGUAAAGAAGUUUUUAGCCAGCUGUUUGAAGUGCCUUAAGGAAGACAAAAUGAUGUUGGAAGAAAAGCUUAGAAAAACUGAAGAGGAUCUUACCAGGCAACUGAGCUACACUCAACAGAGCUUGUCAGAGAAGAGCCGAGAACUAGACAAACUGAAAAAUGAAUGGACAUCAUACACUACAGCUCUAACAAACACACACACACAGGAGCUGACAAAUGAAAAGGAAAGAGCUCUCCAGGCACAAGCUCAGUACCAGCAACAGCAUGAACAACAGAAAAAGGAAUUAGAAAAUCUGCAUCAGAAAAGUAUUCAACAGUUGCAGAACAGACUCUCAGAACUCGAGGUCAUCAAUAAAGAUCUAACAGAAAGGAGAUACAAAGGAGACUCCACAGUCCGAGAACUGAAAGCAAAGCUUUCUGGGAUAGAAGAUGAAUGUCAAAGAGCCAAGCAAGAAGUGCUGUCUCUGCGUCGGGAGAACACUACUCUGGAUGCUGAAUGUCAUGAAAAAGAGAAACUCAUUAAUCAGCUACAGACACGGGUUGCUGUACUGGAACAAGAGAUCAAAGAUAAAGAUCAGCUAGUUAUUAGAACAAAAGAAGUAUUAGAUGCGACACAAGAACAAAAGGCAAUACUGGAAGAGAGUACAGAGAAAAAACAAAGUCAUAUUGAAAAACUAGAGACAACAAUAAAGUCGCUGUCAGCUGAACUUCUUAAGGCUAAUGAAAUUAUCAAGAAGUUACAAGGAGAUUUGAAAACUCUAAUGAGUAAAUUAAAAUUGAAAAAUACAGUAACAAUUCAACAGGAAAAACUAUUGGCAGAAAAAGAAGAGAGACUUCAAAAAGAGCAGAGAGAACUGCAGGAGACGGGACAAUCUCUUCGAAUGAAAGAGCAGGAGGUUUGCAAGCUACAAGAACAGCUAGAAACUACAAUACAAAAACUAGAAGAAAGUAAGCAGUUACUGAAAACCAAUGAAAAUGUAAUCACAUGGUUAAACAAACAGAUGAAUGAAAUUCAGAUGGCAAAGAAGCUAGAGACUUCUGCCAGUACACAUGGUGGUGUUAGGACUGCCAUUUCACCUCAUGGCAUGCCUGACCGACCAUCCUUUCCCAGCUCAGGAAUCAAUCAUCCCAUUUCUCCUCUGUAUGCCUUCCAGCACUUUCUGGAACCAGCACACAACAACGUUAAUUCACAAUGUCCAGUACCAAAGAUUCAGUUUAACACACAGCUUUCUAAGAUGAAUCGAUGUUCAGAUAUUCAGACAGUGACUGCAACUAGUCAUCCAGCAAAUAAGGAGAAUGGUGAUAAUUUGGGGCUGGAAUCAAAGUAUUUCAAGAAGAAAGAUGACAGCAUUCCUUUACGAGGGCUUAGUCAAAAUACACUUAACUCAGAGUAUCUGAAACCGUACUUACCAAAAGCCCAACUGUCACCAAAAGCUGUAGUAACACCAGCCUCAGCUUAUUUUCCUGGAUAGCAGACAGGAUUCUUAAAGUAAGAGCCCUCUUUUAACCAUUUGGGGGAUUUUUGGAUGUCCUGCAUUAAUGUAUUCUAAAGUAUCAAUGUGAACUGACAUAAUUUUAGAAGUCUGAAUCUAUUUUCUUUUGAGAAAGGUAUCUUGACUGACUUGGAUGACUUCUCAGGAUACUUAAGCCUAAAGAAAAGCUAAAGCUUUAAGCAGUCUCAGCCUUAGUGGGAACAGGGGCUGUACAGAAUUUUCUCUUAAAGUCUUCAAGUCUUCCUAAAAACCCACUUAAAUAAGUGCACUGACUUUUUUUGUUAUAGGAAUUGACAGGGGUGGCUCUGUAAGACAAAGCAUACACUGUAGCAUUCUCUGAGAGGGAACAUUUCUCUAUGAAUACUUUUAUUGACUUCUUUCAGAGAAAGGAAAGAAUGAUGCUGUCAAUUUUAAUAGUUGUCAAGCUUUAAGUUAGCAUGACUGCCUCAUUAAUAUUCCCUUUACAGUUUUAAUUUUGAAAACUUGCUUAAUUUUGCAGCCAGCUUAUUUGAAUUGCAUAUAAACUUACAAAUACAUUUACUAUUAAAGAAGAUGCUAAAUUAUUUCACUGAAGGUCUAAAAUUAUAAUUUAAAAUUCUCGCUCUUGGUUACCCUAACUUUUCUAUUUAUCAGUAUUCUAUUCCACAGGCCACACUGUACAUAAAACAUUGCAAGGUGAAAUAGCUCAACAGUUAACUGUUGAAAGUAUCACAACAUCUAAAAGCUACUUUAUUUUUACUAAUUGUACUUUACAACUGUAAGACUGCAUGGAAAUUUAAGAUACUCUAACACUCAAGUUUAGGUGGACUGAGUCUGCUCAGCUUGUUUUACUACCUGGGUUCAAAUGCUGGCAUCAUGCAAUAACUUAAUUCUGUGCCAACAAAGAACGGGCAUGCAAGUAUUUGUAACAUACAGAACAUACUUUUUCUAACAACUAUUUACAUACUUUUGUUGUUUAAAAUAUUUUGUACUUUUUACCUUAGUUAUUUAAGUGCAUCCAGAUGACUGUAAAUUUACAAGUGGUUUGUUUUGCAGUGCAAAAUGUAUAUAUUUUUAUAAAUCAGCACCAUGUUAAUGUAUAUUCACUUGUUCUGGCAUG